Molecule: messenger RNA, 1626 nt
Organism: Penicillium vulpinum
Lineage: Eukaryota; Fungi; Ascomycota; Eurotiomycetes; Eurotiales; Aspergillaceae
Product: histidine phosphatase family protein
Exons: 3
Coding region: 1-1626 (541 amino acids)
Molecular function (GO): acid phosphatase activity
Source: RefSeq, a predicted model, not a curated record
AUGCAUAUCUCUCCUCAGUUUCUACUUCUUGGGGCGGCGGCACCUGUGGAUACCACCAUCGUAAAGCCAAGGGGAACAUCCACAAUCCCCGAUUAUUUUCAGACUGGCUAUGGUCCAUUUGCUGGUCCGACACAGGCCGGAAGCGCCCCCUUUCUUGCCCAGACAAACCCAGCUCCAUUCGGCAAACAUGCUUAUGUGCCCAAUACCCCGGUGGUGACUGAUAUACCUAUCAUCGGAAAGGCCGAUGGUGCUGAAUCAUUCAAACGAAUGGGCAAUAUCUCACCUUACAUGCCAAAUCCCUCAGGAUUCGGGGUUAAAGAAUAUUCACUUCCCCCCGGCACCAAUAUCACACAGAUGCAUAUGGUACAUCGACACGGAUCUCGAUAUCCUACGUCUAGCGCCUCUGUGGCUACUCUUCCAAACCGCAUAGCGGAACUUCUAAGCAACGGGACUCGCUUCACUGGCAACUUAGAGUUCCUCAAUAGUUGGGAAUAUCAACUUGGAAGAGAAGAACUGACCGCUCUUGGGCGCCAACAGCUCUUUGACAGCGGUGUGCUUAAUUGGUUCAACUAUGGAGGACUUUAUGAUCCAUCUUCGCCACUUAUCGCCCGUACGUGCACCCAAGUGCGAAUGUUGCAGUCAGCCGAAAAUUUCCUGAAUGGCUUCUUCGGCCCUCGAUAUGCGGAAAACGUCACUUUGGAGGUCAUUAUCGAAGAAACUGGAUUCAAAAAUCCUCUGGCCGGUAACAAGGCAUGCCCAAAUAACAACAACGAUCGGUCAGCCGGCGGAGAUUGGGCAAGUGUCCAAUGGCAGAAUAAAUACCUGAAGCAUGCAACAGACCGAUUCCGUCGGUCGAUGACGGGCAACCCAAACUGGACAAUCGAGGACACGUAUCUUGUCCAGACAAUGUGUCCAUAUGAGACAGUUGGCUUGGGGUACAGCCCUUUUUGCUCUCUCUUUACCGAGGACGAGUGGUCAGGCUUUGAGUAUAGCUUUGCACUAAGCUAUUACGGAGGAAACGGAUUUGGGUCUCCCACCGGACGGGCAGUGGGUGUGGGCUACGUUGAAGAGCUCGUCGCCCGACUGCAGCACCGCUACCCUCAACCCGACGAGGGCUUUGCCGCCAUCAAUGAAACACUAGACACCAACCCUACAACAUUCCCUCUAAACCAGAACUUGUACUUGGACUUCAGUCACGAUACCACCAUGUUCUCGAUGUUGACGGCGCUAGGCCUCACACAGUUUGAGCAGUUCCUUCCUACCUCCGGUCCGCCGCCAAAUCACCAACUGAUUGUUAGCCACAUUGUUCCGUUCGCAGCCCGCUUCAAUAUUGAGGUUAUCAAAGCGCCGCGGCCUGUACGUGCGAAGCGCUCAAAGGAUCCUCGGGAUUCCGCGUAUGAGUCUAAGGGGGGCGAAACAACCUAUGUGCAUAUGUUGAUCAAUCAGAGGACGAUUCCUCUCGGACGCAGUAUCCCAAAGUGUGGGAAGCGAGAUGAUGGAUGGUGCGAGCUUCAGACGUUUAUCAAAGCCCAGAAGGACAACAUUGUGAAGGCGAAGUAUGAGGAGAGUUGUUUCGGCAACUAUUCAGUCCCGGCGUACGGGGACAUCACGACGGGUGCAAUCUAA